This is a messenger RNA of Sinocyclocheilus rhinocerous, 2053 nucleotides long. Its product is annotated as DCN1-like protein 4. Gene Ontology annotation, molecular function: ubiquitin conjugating enzyme binding; ubiquitin-like protein binding; cullin family protein binding. Lineage: Eukaryota; Metazoa; Chordata; Actinopteri; Cypriniformes; Cyprinidae. The coding region runs from base 325 to 1269 and encodes 314 amino acids. The record is from RefSeq and is a predicted model, not a curated record. Gene Ontology annotation, cellular component: ubiquitin ligase complex. Gene Ontology annotation, biological process: protein neddylation. The transcript is spliced from 13 exons.
UUCACUGCUAUUCGUAUUCUGUCGACCUGUGAUGGCAAUUGCGAACUUGCUGCACCCUGACAAGUCACCGUGACUUCUUUUAAGAUGUAUGAUUCGCUGUAUUGACGCAUUUUGUGAGUGAAGUAGCCGUUACCCGAGCAUACAAAUCAUCAGAUUGACUCCGAGCUUGCUAGCUGCUCUCUUUGUGUUUUUACUCCGGUGUCUUGGGCGCUUGCAAGCGACAACGACCUUGCAAGGAAUAACGCUGCAUUUUAGGCUUCUUUGCUCGAGUAUAUACAGCAAUCCGAGCAAGAUACAGAAGAUUCGCUAUGACCUGAUAUUUACAUGCUAGAGAAAUAUGACCUCCACAGUGGCAUUUACUUUCUUGAUGAAACCAUACUUGAUAAUAUAAAGAUUAUGGAUGACAGUGUUGAUUUCCAGCUGAACUCUCAUUUGUCCACACUGGCCAGUAUCCACAAGAUCUACCACACCCUGCACAGACUGAACCUGACAGAAGACGUCGGCCCAGAGACUCACGGUACAGCCUGCUGCUCCAGAGCCAUGCCCCCCAGGAAAAAGAGGAGACCCACUGCUGGAGAUGACCUGUCUGCUAAGAAGAGCCGGCAGGAUAAUGUUUACAGAAAACAGGAGACAUUGCAAAUCCAGGAAGCCGAAGCUUUUUCUAGCAAGAGAUGUCUAGAAUGGUUCUAUGAAUAUGCAGGUCCUAAAAAGAGUAUAAUCACAUCAGAAUCUGGUUGUGAUGAUGUUUUUGGACCGGACGGGAUGGAGAAAUUCUGUGAAGACAUUGGCGUGGAGCCAGAGAAUGUAGUGAUGCUGGUAUUGGCCUGGAAGCUUGAUGCCCAGAGUAUGGGUUACUUCACUUUACAGGAGUGGCUCAAGGGAAUGGGCUCAUUGCAAUGUGACUCUACUGAAAAACUCAGGAACUCUCUAGACUACCUGAGGUCUGUCCUCAAUGAUGCCACCAGUUUCAAGCUCGUUUACCGAUAUGCCUUCGACUUUGCCAGGGAGAAGGAUCAGAGGAGUUUAGACUUGAAUACUGCCAAGUGCAUGCUGGGACUUCUGCUUGGGAAGACCUGGCCAUUGUUUCCAGUGUUUAACCAGUUUCUAGAACAAUCUAAGUAUAAGGUUAUAAAUAAAGAUCAAUGGUGCAAUGUUCUAGAAUUCAGUAGGACUAUCAAUCUUGAUCUCAGUAACUAUGAUGAGGACGGGGCCUGGCCAGUGCUGUUGGAUGAGUUUGUGGAGUGGUAUAAAGACAGAGAGAUGUCGUAGCGACAGCUUCCCCACACCUACCACCAUCACCAACUAGAAACUAAUCGCCAACAAUCACAAUGACAAUGACGACAGAAACGGCUUUGAAACAAACAUCUAGACAAGUGUUUGGGACAGAUGAUGGUGGCCCCUGGCGAUGAGGGCUUGAGUGUGUGAGUGUUUGCAUAGAAUGUAAUUAUUAAUGCACAUGUUUGUAUGUCGCCCUUUUAGCCGGGGCCACUGGUGGUUGUGUGUUGGAGAAACAGCACCUCACCGACUCCACCUAAUGCCCCCCAUAGCCCACAAUGCAUUGUGGGUAAGCACACGGCCAGUGUUGGUGCCGCCUUCCCACCCCACUGUGAUGUUUCAUAUUGCUGUGAAUGUUUCGAUAGGCUCUUAUAAGCAGGAUGAAUUUGGAUUCUCCACAAGGCAGGGUAGGUACAAACUCCCAUACUGUCUGAGGUUUAGGUAAUUAGGGCAUGGAAGGAAAGGAAAAAGGAAGAACCUGCUUGACUUUUUACUGAAGGUCAGUGACUUAUUACUAAGACUUUAUGGGUCAAAAAUCGAAAUAGCUUACAGUGUCGCUCUGCUGAUGUGGUCCAAACACUGUUUACUAUGGUUUUUAUGUUAAAGGAUGAUUGACAGUCAAGAGCAUGUUACCAUAGAUGCAUAGCGACCUUUGCCAUAAGUUUUAUUUUUACCAGCCUCACUGCACUUGGUUGCAAUUUAAUAAAGCGCACCACAUGCAAGAGUAGGGCUGUGCAAAUAAUCUAAUGCGAUUUUCAUGCGCAUCUCGUCAGUAAAG